CACAGUACCAAAUUAUAAAUCCAAUUGAUUCGAACGAAAACAAGUGUUGCCCUCCCACAAAAUACAAAAAUCUUCAACAAUGUUGUCAAAGUUUCUUGCUUGAUUUUCAAUUUUUUUUUAAUUUUUUUAAUUGUGGGAGGUAGAAAAGAAAGAAGGGAAAAUGGUGGGAGAAACAGUGGAGAAUAAGCAGAUAAUAUUCAAAGGGUACAUACAAGGAACUCCAAAAGAAACAGAUAUGGAGUUGAGGGUUGGGAAGAAGAUGAAAAUGGAGGCUCCAAAAGGUUCUGGUUCUUUCUUGGUCAAGAAUCUUUAUCUCUCUUGUGAUCCUUACAUGCGUGGUCGUAUGAGGGAUUUUCAUGGCUCCUAUAUUCCCCCCUUCCUCCCUGGUUCUGUUAUCGAAGGAUUUGGAGUGUCGAAAGUAAUCAACUCAGAUAACCCGAACCUCAAACCAGGAGAUAUAGUUUCGGGUUUUACGGGUUGGGAAGAAUACACCUUAAUCCACAAACCCGAGCAGUUGAGGAAAGUUGAGCCGGAUAAUAUGCCUCUCUCAUAUUUUAUAGGCCUCCUCGGCAUGCCAGGUUUUACAGCUUACGUAGGAUUUUACGAGGUUUGUGCCCCAAAGAAAAAUGAGUAUGUCUUCGUUUCUGCUGCCUCUGGAGCUGUUGGUCAACUUGUCGGUCAACUGGCAAAAUUACACGGAUGCUACGUUGUUGGAAGUGCAGGGUCUAGCCAGAAAGUUGAUCUCCUGAAGCAUAAGCUUGGAUUCGACGAAGCUUUCAACUAUAAAGAAGAACCGGAUCUUGAUGCAGCUCUUAAAAGGUACUUUCCACAAGGCAUCGACAUAUACUUUGAAAACGUGGGGGGGUCAAUGCUGGAGGCAGUUUUGGUCAACAUGAGAAUCCACGGUAGAAUCGCAGUUUGCGGAAUGGUUUCUCAGCAAGGAAUGUCCGAUGAAAAAGGGAUCAAAAACUUAUUCAAUCUGAUCUCAAAGCGCGUAAGAAUGCAGGGUUUUCUGCAGCACGACUAUUUGCAUUUGUUUCCGAGUUUUCUCGAAAAAGUCGGGGGUCUUUACAAGGAAGGAAAGAUAACAUAUUUAGAAGACAUUAAUGAAGGAUUGGAAAGUGGGCCUUCUGCAUUUGCUGGUUUGUUUUCUGGCAAAAAUAUUGGCAAGCAGGUUAUCUGUGUAGCUCAUGAAUGAGAGAUUUUCUCAACUUUUGUACUAUUGAAAACUGGUUUAUUUGUCUAUUUAUCAUAUUAUUAUAUUCAAUAAAAUAUGCAUUUAUUUUUAUUUG
Molecule: messenger RNA, 1292 nt
Organism: Erythranthe guttata (spotted monkey flower)
Lineage: Eukaryota; Viridiplantae; Streptophyta; Magnoliopsida; Lamiales; Phrymaceae
Product: Zinc-binding dehydrogenase family protein
Molecular function (GO): oxidoreductase activity, acting on the CH-CH group of donors, NAD or NADP as acceptor
Source: RefSeq, a predicted model, not a curated record